Durusdinium trenchii is the source of this 1794-nucleotide messenger RNA. NCBI's taxonomy places the organism in Eukaryota, Dinophyceae, Suessiales, Symbiodiniaceae. The record is from the annotation of a GenBank genome assembly.
AUGGCGGAUGACGCUUCGCACGCCUUUCAGCUUGCGCUAGAAGGACUGAAAGACUUGAAGGUGAAGUGUGAGGUGAUCAAUGGCAAUGGCUCCGAACCCAGAUUCGACCUCUUCCACUUUGAGUGGUCCAUUUGUUCCUGGAAGACGCGCAUCGUCUUGAUGGAAAAAGGCGUCCCGUGGCGCUCCUGGACCCUGGACCCACGGGCGCACAGCAACUACGCUCCGGCGUAUGUGCGCCUUCGUUCGCUGGGCACCACGUCCAGCACGAAGCUGGUUGGAGAGGUGUACAAUGGCUCGACAUCAUCGGAAAGCCAGGGCUUCGAUCCGCUGGUGGUGCCAACAUUGGUGGAUCGCCAAGAGCGACGGGUGGUGGUGGAUUCCAAGGCCAUUUGCGAGUAUGUGGAUCAAGUUGUGCCGAAGGUUUGUUUGAUUCCUCCAGAGCACGCAGUGCUCAUCCGAAAGCACCUGGCCCUGGUCGACGAAACUCCGCACCAGGGCAUCUUGUACGGCCUGCACCUCGCAGACGUGGUUGCCGAACGGAAGGAUCCAUUGGUGGUGGCCUUCGCGGGUGUCAUCAGCAAUGCUCAAGCAGGACAGCUGAAGAGCCUCCAAGCGCGGCUCGCGGAGGAUUUGGCGCCAGAGUUGCGCAAGCUCUAUGAGGCUAAGAAGAAGAAGACGGAACUGGCGAAGAGCGCGGUGGGCAAGCUCAGUGGUUUGAAGGAGACGUACCGAGCGAUGCUGGCAAAGGUGGAUGCCAUGCUUCUAGAGUUGGAGGCUGAUCUGAGGAAGACAGGUGGCCCCUAUGUGUGUGGCACCACGUGCACCAUGGCAGACUUGGUUUGGCAUUGCAGCCUGCUACGUCUCUACGAGUUGGGUUUCGAGGAUCACUAUGCUCAGGAGAAACUUCCCCGAGUGCACGAGUAUGCCCAUCGGAUCUUGCGCCGUGACACCUUUGCGCGCGCCACCUACUUGUGGCCCUACAAACCGGUCACCCGUAACCUGAAGCUGCUCAUGUCGGAGCAGAUGCCCUUGCAGGCUUUCUUCCUGAACCUCAUGUCGAAGAUCUUACUGGGUGGGUGGAGUUGUCCACUACACAUGCACUCUUCUCCUGGUGUGGACGCAGAUGUGACUGAUGGCAUCAACGCUGAUGAUUUGGCAGACGGCUUGGGAGGCGUGCCAGAAUCCUUCGACCAUCUUUGCAAACAGAUGAAAGACUACAACAUGGAUGCUGACCUGAAGCCUCACGGCUCUCGAAUCCUCGUGGAUUCCAAGUUUGUUGUGAAUUCCGAGUAUGUGAACCCCCUGGCGCAGCCGGGAGCUGGGAUGGAACUCCAAGAUCUAUUGGCUGCUUGUCCGUCCGAUCGCCCCAUCACAGUGGGCUGUGGCAGAUCCACUUCAAUGUAUGUGGUCUUGAAGCUGGAGACUCUGUGGGCGGCGCAACAGCUGCAUGACGUGCCCAUUCGCUUCAGGCAGUUUCAGAGCACCACCAGUGACUACAAGGUGGCCGCGAGGUUUCAGAAGCGCGAGGAUCAUCCGGGCUUUCUGUGGGUCAUCGACAUCCCCGAGAAUCACUUCGGAGCCCGGAAUAUCCAGGAUGUGAGCUCAAGAUCCAAUGAGUCGGAGACGCUCUUCCCGCCUUACUCCAUGUUCCAGGUCGUGGAGGUGAGCAACCAGAGGUGCCACCUCAAAGCUUUGCCCUGGGUCUGGGAGGAGUACGAGCCCCGCUCUGCUCAGGGGGAGCCUUUCGAUCUGGACGACGAGCCAAUCACCGGCUGCGUUCGCUGCUGCGUGUGA